UAUUUCAAAAAUUCAAACAAAUCCGCGAAGUUUUCUUUCGAGUUAAUUAUUAUGUUUAAAAUGUACCACAAAUAACAGUAAAUGGAAAAAAUAUGGAAGUAAACCUCCAGCCUCAGGAUUUCUUCGGAAACCUACACAAAUGCCUGGAAGAUCCCACUAAAAACGCAGAGGAAUGUUCCAAAUUACUGCAAAGCUUCAAUCAGUAUUUGUUACAAGAACAAAUAGAUCCCUCCUUAUUAGAUUCGUACAUUCCUCACAUCUUUCACGAGACCGAAUCUUUGUUGAAAUUCGUCGACGAAUCGUCGAAGAACAAAUCGCUGAGCAAACCCUGCCAGACGGCCUUGGAAAUUUUACACUUAAUCCUGAACAAUUUCCACGCGAAAUUGCAGGAAAAAGACGUAUUAAAUCUCUACUCGGUCGCCUCUCGUAUCAUCAAAUCCAGCCACAUCGUAACGGGUGCUUCGUUGAAGGUGAAACUCUUCGAUCUGUUGACGACUAGCUUGGAGAAGGGCGAAGGUUUCGUCAGCAACGAAGCCCGAUCGGUUUAUAAAAGUUUAUACGAUUCUUUGAUGUUGAUGUUACAACUCAAGAUUCAAUCGGAUACAGUGAGAAGUAAGGAAUUGUCGGUGACCGGUUACUUGGCCAAAAAGUAUCCGUACGUAAUAGAAAAUUCCAAACAGCUGCGAACAAUUUUCCUGCGGAACUUUGUGUUGCACGUUAAAGUCUCUAGUCACAGUUUGAUAUCCGGCUUUUACAAGGGAUUCGGUGAUUUCCUGGAGAACUUUCCGAUGGAAUCGAACGACGAAAAGAAUUCAAUCGAGAAAUUGUAUCUGCAAUUGAAAGAUCUGGUCGCGGUCAAACGAAACGAGAGGAAAUUCGGAAAAAGAGAUGCGAUUUCGUUCUUCGGAAAAAACGUAAAUUUAUUCGGACGAAACGUUUUAAGAGACUACAAGUUUUGGCAUGAAUCGCUUUUGAUUUGGUUACAAAGCGGCAUCGAAGAGAAAAAAGUCGCUUCUAUCGCUCUGCGUGGAUUCUAUCGAGCUCUUUGUUGUUGCAUCAAAGAGAAUAAUGCAGGGGAAAACUGCGAGAAUGUUAUACGAUACUUUAUGGUGUACUGCAAAGCCAGCUUGAUCGACAAACAGUUAUCAAAUUACGAAAAACGUUCGGGCAUUUUUUGCUCGAGCGAAUUCGCCUCGGUUUUCCAUCGAAGUCUCUCCGACGAAGAAUUCGCCGAGCUGUUUCUCAUCGUGAUGCAAACCUUCGAAAAUUCUUUCGUCGUCGACGAUGAAGAAGAGCGACAAUUUCUACCGGAUUACGUGAAAGCCGCGGCGAAUUUCCUGAGAUUCGAAGAUUUUUCCAGCGCCGCGCGGUUGUUUUGUUUGGAGAAAGGCGUCGUGACGAUGAUGAAAUCGUUUCAUCGAUUGCCCGAUUUUCAUCACGACGCGAUCGUCGAUUCCGUACAUUUGACGUUGUACCGUUUGAUGAAUAGCGAGCAUUUCGAUCGGUUCUUAGAGGCCGUCGUUUAUCAAGGGAUUAUUUGGUCUUGCUCACAUCAGCAUUUAUCCGCAUCGGCAUAUUCCGACGAGAAAUUAAUAACGGUAGAAGAUUACAUUCCAUUGUGGACGGGUUUGUUGAAAUUUUCGCCCAACAAAAAUUACAACAAAUGCGAAUUCCGUUUGGACGAAAGAAAAUUCGUCAGGAAUCGAUUGAUCCGCGAACUGAUCAAAACUUUGAUGGUACUGAUCAACAAAUUGAACGUUACCGUUCGACGGUUCGACGAAGAAUCGACGAGAGAAGGCGCUCUUAAACCGGAAAACCCGGACGAUUACGCCAUAUUUUUAAAUUUAGUCGAUUUGUACGAAAUCGGAAUCUUUCGAUGCAUCGAAUGGCGUUCGUCGAACGGCCGAAACGCGGCGAAACUGUUCGAUCAUUUGCUCGCCAAAUGCGUCUCGUAUCCGUCGGUCAGCGGUUUCUUCAAACUUUUGGCGUCGUGCGUAAAAAUCGCCGGCGAAUCGGGCGUAUUCGACGAAUCGAAGGAGCGUCGCGACGCCUUGGAACGCUUCGUCGCGCGCCUACUCGACGAAAUGCCCGACUACACGGACGAUCUGCUCGUAACGCGGCUGCGCGUCGUCCUCGAAUCGCCCGCCGCCGUCCGUGACGUUUCGGCGCUGUUGCCGCUGUGCUCGGCGCCGCUCGUCGCCGCCUUAGACGCCGGCAGGAGUUACGCGCCGCUCGUCGAGAUGGCGCUGGACGCGCUCGAACGUUGGCAGGAGCGGAUCGAAGAGCGCGAUGAUGCGUCGUUCGACGCCCUGCUGAGCGCCGUCGCGCCAUGUUUGGACGGUUACCUGAGAAGCAAGGUUUCGUAUACGACGACGACGUCGGCGUCUGCGCAGCCGCGGCGGCGGCGAAAGGGAAGCGGCGUCGUUAGCGAGGCGGAGCCGGCGUUGACGAGGUUGCAGUGGAGGAUGGUGCGAUUGGUGGGACGGCAGAGCGCGGGGAAUUGCAGAAGUUUGGCGUUCGCCGACGGUGGCGGGGGAGGUGGCGGCGGCGGCGGCGGCGGCGGCGUUGCGACGGCUAGCCACUUGAAGAUCGCUUUGCCCUACGACGGGACCGAUUUAGAGGUGCGUCUCGACGCCGCGUUGCCGCGCCUCAUCGAGUUGGCCUUGAACGGCGUCGAUAGAAAGACGAGAGUGUCGGCGUGCGAAUUGUUGCAGGCCUGCGUGAUGGUAUUCUUGGGAAGAGCCAAGCAAAUGACGACCGAAGGUUUGAAAGAAUCGACCGAUUUGGUUUCUUUUCUGGCGAUGCCUUUGUUGUUGUUGGGUUGCGACAUAGACGGGGUGGUGAGGCAAAUAUUCGAACCGUUGGUUAUGCAAUUGAUCCAUUGGUACGCGACUCCCGGUCAACGUUUGGGACCGCACGCCGCCAUCAUCGUCGAUACUUUAAUGGAAGGCAUCGCGCACCCGACGAAUUCGAAUUUGAAAGACUUCUGCGGCCGCUGCGUCUACGAACACCUCAAAUGGACCCUCAAACACGAUCGGUCGCACGACGACGGCGUCGUCGCCGUCGCCACGCUCGUCAGAAAGAUGCGCUUCUUCGCUUCGCAUCCGAACCGCGCCAAAAAAUCCGGCGCCGCCUUCAUAUUCCUCAACGCGCACGCGCUGCUCCGAGAAGACGAACGAUUGGUCAGCGCCCAUUGGCUGGACGUCCUGCACGUUUUGGUCACGAGUUUGGACGACGUCGCCGUCGACGGCGCCGUCGCGGCGUCGAUCAAAAGGGCAUUGGGCCGGGCGAGGCGCGUCAUCGUCGAGAAACCCGGGACGUUUCGGCGAUUCGACGGGAACCGAGCGAUACCGAGCGAUUUUAAAACCGGUUCGUUGGAGGACGUCGCGGCGUGGUUGUUGCGGAGGACUUGCAGCAACAGCAAACAUUGCAGGGAAGCUUCCAUGGAGCUCUUCGUCAGCAUAACUCCUCUAUGCUCUUCGCGGCCUCGCCAUUUGAGCGACUUCCUCCUUUCCGAGCAUUUCUCCGGCACAUUGCGCGAUUUGUACGACGGCAAACUGUCGAGCAUCGAAUCGAUUCGCGAUCACGCCGGUUUGUUUUGUUACUUGCGCAAUUUCACCUGUUGCUUGGACGGUUACGCGUUCCUGACGCGCCAUCGGCUCGAGAAAAUCGAUUUUGACGAGCGCGUUUUCGAGGAAAUCGAUCGGUUUAUCGAUAAGAUGCGUUUCUGCGACGAUCUGAACGCCUCUGGCGCCGCUUCCGAGCGAGAUUUGUACGGGAAAUUGAAGAACGAAUGCGUAAGGGCGAUGUUGCGGUUCUAUGCGGCUCUCGUGCAAAACCACGCGAAAAUCCAAUUGGAUAAGAAGAAGAGCUGGAGCGACGGGUUUUGGAGAUUCCUCUCCGACGUGAUAUUGGCUCCGCAGGAACGGGGUUUGGUUAACGACGAAAUCGAUUCGUUGACGGUUUUGUGCAAUUCGAUGUACGAGAAAAUCGAUUGCGAUUCGUUCGUGGGGGCUCUGCAACGACGAAUCGAUGCGUUCACGACUCCUUGUGCUCGUUUGGAAACCAAUACGAAUUUGAAUGAUAGAAAUUUAUUGAACGGUAUUUCGUUGUUGGCUAAAUCUACGAUCUCGUCUCGGCUCGAUCUCGCUACUGUAAACUCGGCUCUCGAUCAAUUUCUCGUCGAAUUUUCUAACCGAGCUACAGACGGUUUGAUUUUCAUCAAUCGAAUACCGGACACCACUUUGUCGCAUCUAUCGAAUCUAUUCGAGCUGGUGUUGCCGAAGAAUUUCGAUUCGAUCGCGAAUUUGUUAUUGCUUAGCGAUCGUCGCGUAAAAUCCUCAGAAGCGGCUCGGAACGUCGAUCUUUGUUCGUUCUUCGUAACCACCUUCGAUAAAGCUUUUGUUCCGGUUUUAAUGCGAAAUUUCGACGAUUUUUUAUCGAUCGGUUUACGAACAUCGAACAUCGAACUCGCUCUGGAUAUAAUCCCGUUUAUUUUGGAAUGGAUUUGCAAGAACGAAUGCGUCGCGACGCGUCGCGAAAGCGUCGUUAAUUGUUUGUUGAAUCGUUGGAACGAUUUCGGUGAUCGUUUGAACGUUAAAAAAGGAACGGAAUUGUUGAGGCUCGUCGUUCGAUUGAAGAGAGACUUUAAUUCUGCCAACGUGGAAGAUUGGCUGGUGAAUUGCAUAGUGAAAGGCCGUAAUAACGACGUGGAAUUGUUCGGACUGUUGGCUAGAGCGGCUCGAAAUCGCCGCGUACAGGAUCGAAGCGUUUACUGGCCGCAAGUAUUUGCCGUGUUCGACGAAGAAAUUCAAAAUCAAACGCGCGACGAAGGAGCCAAAAAAACGUAUUUCAACAAAUUACUGACGUUUCUACCCAUAGUAAAAUCUCAUGAACUGUUCGAAUACUUGAUAAAUAUUGUCGAGAAAAUCGAACCGAUCGCGAACGCCGAAGAUUUAAUCGGAAAAUGCGCGAAAAACCUUGAUCGAGAUGCGCAAGAAGAGAUCUUGCAAAAACUCUACGACGUUGCCACGAUUAAAAUCGCCAAGGAAAUUUUAACGGCAGUUUUAACUAACGUCGAUAUCGAUGUAUUUGAGCGAUUCUUCGCCUCGAACAUCCCGGAAAUCCUGCGAACGUUCGACGAAAACAACCUCGAACGCUGCAGCGUAAAUUUCAUUCUAAUAGAAGUGUUGUUUCUGAGAUCGCCGCUCAGCUCCGAAGGUAAUUGCGCUCUAAGUAUAUCAGCGAACGAACCCAAAUUACUAGCGCGGCUGCUCAAGAUCGCCUUGGACGCCUUCAAACAACCUCAGGUGGUAGCGAACGGCAAUCCUCUAAACAGGCUGCACAAAUGCUGCGCUUACAACGCUUUGGCGUCGAUGGUGAGCAAUUCCUCUUCAAUUUCUUCCAUCGGCUUCUACGAGCGAUUGUUCGUGAGGAAAUCCGCCGACGACGGCAGGGACGUGUUGUGGAACAAUAUAAUCGAUUUGGAGGCGAAGUACGAGUUCCCCGUCGAGUUGGACGCCCUGCCGGCCGACAGGAAGGUCCUGGUGAACGUCAGGGACGCUUUGAAGCGUCGCCGUCGCGACGCCGGAUGCUCUACUCGGCGUUAUGUGGAGAGCCAGAGGUUGUACAACAGCUCGCUGAGCGAGGACGUGACCGAGUUCGAUUUUUCCGAAAGCGUACUGAGAGAUGGAGGCGCUGGAAGGGUCGUGGAAGACGAGGAGGUGGAAGGGAGACGGAGGAUCGAGGUUAGUUUGGGUGCGACGGAGAUCGACGGGCACGAGUGCAUGGGGACGGUUUGUGCUCUGGUGCAACGGGUUUUCGACGAUGGCAUUUGCAGGUUGCCCGACGAAGAUGGCGACGGUGAUGCGGUGGUGCCGAUGUGGAUGAACGGCAUUGCAUCGACUCUUUUGGACGAAAACACGCACAAAAACGUGAAAAUCUUUCUUGUAAAAGUGAUCGAUAACAAGAGCGAGGUGUUCGGAAAAUUCGCCAAGGUUUUUUUGAAACCGCUCGUUCGAUUCGUCAUCGAUAAAAUCGCAGGAGAAACGAUCAAUUAUUUCGUUAACGAUGUGCUAGUUCUGAUCGCCACUUGGUCGACGGACAUCCGAAAUCCCUCUGAAGACGACGUCCGUUGGGCGUCGAAACUCCUGCACCAUCUCAUUAGACGCAUUCAUCACGACAGACGCGACAUUUUCAAAUACAACUUGGAAAUUCUGAAGCUCCUGGUGGAAUCGUGGAAAGCCCAUUUGACGACCAUAGACGAAUCCGCCAUCUUGGAUUUGUUUUCUAACGAAACCGCAGCGGAGGCGGCUUUGCACGUGUCGUCCGUGCUGUUGGCAAACAAUUUGAAAUUUUGGCGGGACGAAGAGGACAUUUCGAAAUUUUUGGCGAAAUCGUUGAAAUCGGACGAGAAGAGGAUCUACAGGGCGGCUUCCGAAACGUCGGGGCUCUGGUUGAGUACGUUGAACGAUGCCAACGGAGCGAAUUAUAGCGAUUUGUUAAAAGACAUGCCUUUGGAUAAAUUUGCCAUGUGCCUCGAGGGUGUAGCAAUUGCCCAUCCGCAAAUAAUCGACGGCCACGCAUUGGCCCGCUUGAUGCCGGUCCUGUUUUACGGCACGCCAGAUCAGAAAAUAACGAUAUUAAAACUGAUUCUGAAACGGUUGGAUGUCUCGCGGGAUGUGCUCGAUCAAGUCAGCGAUUUUAAAAUCGUCGAUUGGCACCGGCUCGUCGACGAUUCCAACGUUGAAAUCGGGAUUUUAGCGUUGGAAGUCGUGAGAAAAUCCAUCCGCUUGUUUUCCGAUGAUUAUUCGAAAUUCCAGGAUAUCCUUGGGGCGUUUUCCAAGCACACUUAUCACCCGAAUUCGACCUUCAGGAGUUGCUUGUACAACGCCGCUAUAGCGACAUACGAAUUUAUCAAAGUCGAACCUUUGAGGGUGAUUUUACUGGCCGGUUUGGCCGAUCCGGACGAGGAAAACCGACAAAAAAUGGCGGAUUUCUGGUCGAAGACGGUCGAUUUACCGCGCUCAGUUAUUCACAGAUUCCCUGCCGUUCUAUCGCAAUUGUACGAACCGAAAUUCGAGGAUAAAUUAUUGAACGCUUCGACGUACGUUCUGUUGGACGUGUUGAAAGAAAACGUUAAAUACGAUACGAGCAUAUUCGAGCAUCCGUUGGAAGAUUGCGAUUUCGAAGAAUACAAAUUGUCUACCAAUUGGAAGGUCCAGCAUCCGUCCGUUGUGCCGUUGUUUGCUGAAACUUUGGAUCCUAACAGUUUCCCCAACGAUUCGAACGCUGGCGGUUUCGCCUUGAAAAAAACCAAUUCCUACCUCGAAUUCCUCCCGACCCAAUCCUAUCACGACCAACAGGUUUCCAAAUUAUCCAGCCUCAACGAAACGCUGUCCUUACGCCAGCGCACCGUCGAUCCCUUCAAGAACCCCAACGACACCUCGACUCCUUCACGCGCUAAUCCUUACAAACUCACCAAGCGGCGGUUCCUGAAGGACAAGUGGAAAAUCGCCAAGGACAUGGCGCAAGUGGAGGCUCGCAAGCGUCGCGAAACCCUCCGGCGCAUCGAAGAAUACGCCAAGCAAAAAGAAAAAACCGUCACCUUAUACAGGAGCUACAGAAAAGGGGACUUUCCCGACGUACAGAUAUCGCUCGCUGCGAUCCUGAAGCCCCUCGAGGCGCUCGUCUGGCGCGACGACGAGCUCUGCAAGAUCGUCUUUCUGCAGUUAUUCGCCGGAUUAUUAGCUGCCUCCGAGGGUUCCGGUUCCGGUGAAUUUCUGGCGGGAAUUUCGCAGAGCGUCGGGAAGAUUUUCGACGGUUCCGUGCGAUUCGAUCGGAAUUUGUUCGGCGCUCUGUUCGACGUGCUGUUGAAGUGUAAAGGGGCCGUAGUAGUGGAGCCCGAGUCGGUGGCGCGCGUCGCCCAGGAGAGCAGUUUGCAGGCGGCAGGAGCUCUGGUGAUCGAGGAAUAUAUCGUUGCAGGAUUGGACGUUAGCGAGCCGUCUUCUAGCAAGAGAACGUUCAACGACGAUAGCAGGGAGAUGGUUUAUUGGAUGAAAUUGGCAGAGCUAUACAAAGACCUGGAAGAAUGGGACACGGUCCGAUCGAUAUUCCUCGCCAAAACCGACGGGCGUCAAUCGAUCCGCGAAGCCCUCUCGUUCGAAUCGAAGCAUCUGUACAGGGAGGCGCGAAAACUUUACGGUCGGCUCGUCCAAAGCGAACGUUCGCCCACCGUCAGGGACUUUUAUUUGGACUCGUGCUUCCGGUGCUUCGGCGAGCUCUGCGAGUGGGAGAAGAUCCCGACGGCCGUCGGCGACGUUGUCGAGCAUCGCGACGGCGACGUAUGGGAGGGCGUAUGGGAGGACGGGUGGGCCCGCAGGAAAUUGUUGCCUUGGUAUAUGAAGGCUCGGGUGAGGUCGCAAUUGACGGAGAUGCGCGUCGACGACGAGUUCCUGCGGAGGUUGAACGAGUACCUUGUUAGACCGGAUCGAAGGGGGUAUUUGGCGCGGAAUUUCGCCGAGGAACUUUGCGUGCUGUGGUUGAUGCAGAACGACGUGAGGACAGCCAAACAAUAUCUAAAAACGCCGAUCGAAAACUUCCUCGACGACUGGCGCACAUUAAACCCCGUCUUCAGAUCGCAACGCUACCGGAGGCUCCUGCGGUUGCGCAACGUCGCCCAAAUCGCCGAUUUCAUAGACGUCUACGAUUCCUCUACGCACGACGUCGACGGUUCGUUGUUGGACGCCCUGCGUCGAAAAUGGCGCGGCUGCGACGCCGGCGACGCCAUCUCGGUGAAUUACGCGGAAACUAAAUUGCUCUACGGGCGGUUGUUCGUCGACGUCGCGGCGAAGAAGAGAUCGAACGGUGAAGAUUCGAGCGGAAUGGAAUUGGAGUCGUCGUGGCGCCGCCGGAUGGAUUUGGAUUUGGUCGAAGCGGCCGUGGAUUUGGGGAACUAUCACGUGGCUUGGAAAUACUUGAGGAGGUACGUCGAUGAUGAUGAUGAUGGUGACGAUGAGAUCGUCGGUUUGAAAGGCGCCGUGGCGUAUUUGAAGGGACGCGUCGCCGAAGAGCCGGCGAAGAAGAUGGAGUUGAUGUUAGAGGCUCUGACGAUAUUGGAUCGUCCAUCUACUAAUUUGAAAACCGACUGUAAAUUAUUCGACGCGUUAAUGGAAACGUCCCGAAUUCUAUCGAGCAACGAUGAGCAGGCCGCUUUUUUCGCACGAUUCAAACGAAAAAUCGAUUUUAUCCUUAACAAAUCCGUCGAUACGUCGCUGGACAUCGAACGGUACGCUUUCGACAAACUCAGAAACUCAACUGACCGUGCAUUUUCGACAAAUGACGGUACUUUGGCGUUUAAUCCGUCGAAUAUCACAUUAUCGGAGGCUUACAUCAAAUUGGCGGAAUUCGUAAAAGACAAGGAUCCUGUUGAAUGCAAAAGGUACUUCGUGCAAUUCGUGCUCCGCGCCAUGAGGCUCGAUUCGCCCGCCGGCAGACAAUUGUUCCCGUGCUUAUUGACCGCCGACGGAUUGGGCGAGGCCCUCUGCGAUAAAGCGUUCCUCGACGAAUCCGCCGGUAUUCCCACGUGGAUGUUUAUCGAUUGGAUACCGCAGUUAUUGGCCCAGAUCGAUACGCGCCGAGUUCGGGCGCUGGCGCCGACGAUAACCAGAUUGGCCGAAACGUAUCCGCAGGCGGUUAUGUACGCGUACAGGUUGAGCAAAGGGCAUUAUAGGUUGAUCGAAGAUGGCGAUCAUGAUGAUGAUGAUGAUGAUGAUGAUGAUGAUGGAUCGAUUUCGGUGGCUCGAAAGUUGAUUGAGAGGUUAGAUGAAUUGCUAUUAACCGAUGAGAACGUCAACAAUUUCCUGAAGGCAUUGACCUACGUAACCGUACCGGAAGUACUAUUAAAAUACCACGCGUCGAAAAUGGAGAAAAUUCGCGACAAGUCGUUAAUGAGACGAUACGCAUGCGCAUUGCUAAGAGAUAUUUUCGACGAAAAUUGCGAUAAUUUCCAAGGAGCCAUUUACGGGGCCAUCAAAGGUUUUCGAAAGGAUUUCGAGGAAUUUAUGAAGGAAGAAGCGGAAAUCGGCCGCGUGCACGCGACAAUCCGCACCAAACUGGACGAAACUUUUGCCAUAAGAUACAAAAUAAGAUCCAGAGAGAUGUCGGCGAUGUUGAAAGAUUAUUCGCCUUGGUUGGCGAAUUUCUCCGCCGGAAAAUUCGACGCCGAUCUGGAAAUUCCCGGCCAAUACGAUGGCGGGAAGAGACCUUUGAGCGAGUACCACGUCAGGAUAUCCGGUUUUCGACCGGAGAUAAAAAUAAUGGAAUCGUUAAGGAAUCCCAUCAAAGUGACCAUCUUGGGAACGGACACGAAGGAAUAUCCGUUUCUAAUCAAAUCGGGCGAGGACAUUCGUCAGGAUCAAAGGAUAAUGCAAUUGUUCAGGCUGAUGAACGGUUUUAUGAAGACUGAAACCGUUUGUUCUAAUAACGAUUUGGAAAUUUUGACUUACCAGGUCGUCCCGUUGACAUCCAAUUUGGGUCUAAUUCAAUGGAUCGAAAACACCCAAUCUUUGAACCAUCUCAUAAAAAGCAAUUUAAUUGGUCCAGAACGAAUCGAGGAAUUCGGAAAAUUGCGAUGUAAAUACGAAAAUAACCUCAACAUAACCAACAAGAAUAACUUCCACCAUUACGGUAAAGCCGCGAUGACGAUAAACAAGGAAAAAAUCGUGGAUUAUUUAUCGGUUUUGGUCAAAGAGGUGCCUUGGGAUAUUUUGAGGACCUCGUUGCGUUCGCUCUCCGUCGACGCCGAAACGUUCAUAGCCCUCCGCGAUAACUUCAUCAAAUCCUAUGCGUCGAUUUGCGCCGCCCACUGGACGCUCGGCAUCGGCGACCGCCAUCUCGACAACAUCCUCAUUUGCACCGCCACCGGCAAAUUACUCGGCAUCGAUUUCGGUCAAGCCUUCGGCGCCGCCACGCAGGCGCAACUGGUGCCCGAGCUGGUGCCGUUCCGGUUGACGGCGCGCCUGCGCGCUUUAAUGGAGCCGCACGGCGAGAGAGGUCCCUUCGCCGAGUACAUGGCGCAUUCUAUGCGAUGUUUGCGGGCAAAUCGAGUCGCCCUGUUGGCCGCCAUGGACGUCUUCGUCAAGGAACCUUCGUUGAAUUGGCUGGAGCGAGCCGGAGACUCGUCGCCUGAGACGGGGAAGUGGUACCCCCGGGUGAAGAUCGGACAGGCGAGAAGAAAGUUGGAGGGGGCUUGUUCGAUGGAUAUCGUGGUGGAGGAGUUGCGCGACGGGUGUAUAGGCGUGGAGGAGUAUAAGAGGGCUUACGUGGAACGCGUUAGGGAGGCAGGGAACGCUCUGUAUGCGGGUAGGGAGGAUUUGAACGUGGAGGAGCAAGUGGAUUGUUUGAUUAGUCACGCGAUCGAUUAUGGUUUGUUGGGUAGGAUGUUCGCCGGAUGGGCGCCGUGGGUUUGAAUUAUAUGUUUUUAUUUUGUAAGAUUACAUGUUUUUUUUUGUUGUAUAUUUAAAUAUAAUAUAAAAUUUUAUUUAUAUAAAUUUGUUAGCAUGUAACAUUAAAAAUGGUAUUGCAUAAAAAUUUAAUAUAGGCAAGAUAAGUAAAAAAAUUCAAUUGAAAUAAAUCAACACAACUUAUCUGUUGGGAAUUUCUUUUCAAUAGAUCAGUAAUUGACGGACUUGUAGUACAAUAAUGUUUUAUUAAUACAUAUCAACAUUAUACAGAGUGUUAACUCUAUCGCGGAGCAAUCUCGGUACGGGAUAGCCAAU
Molecule: messenger RNA, 11777 nt
Organism: Phyllotreta striolata
Lineage: Eukaryota; Metazoa; Arthropoda; Insecta; Coleoptera; Chrysomelidae
Source: the annotation of a GenBank genome assembly